This is a messenger RNA of Mesocestoides corti, 1722 nucleotides long. NCBI's taxonomy places the organism in Eukaryota, Metazoa, Platyhelminthes, Cestoda, Cyclophyllidea, Mesocestoididae. The record is from the annotation of a GenBank genome assembly.
AUGCUUCUCUUUCUCCUCAUCUCAGUUGUUCCUGUUAGGGCAGCCGAAGUAAGAAGCGGUGAUGCCUUGUUAACUCUUCGAAAUGGUGUUUCCUUAAAGGGCACCAAAUGGACCGUCGAUGGCGUGGUGGUGGACGCGUAUCUGGGCAUCCCAUUUGCAAGGCCACCUAUUGGCAACCUUCGUUUUGCUCCUCCGGUCGAGGCAAGAUUGUGGAAGGGUGAACGUGAUGCCACACAGCGUCCAAACACCUGCUGGCAGUACCUUUUCAGUGGUUUCGACUUGGCCAAUCCUGCCGCACGCGUGAUGAGUGAAGAUUGUCUCUAUCUCAACGUGUGGGUGCCUGCGAAUAUGCCGCAGGAUGGUAAGCCACUACCUGUGAUGGUGUGGAUUUUCGGAGGAGGCUUCUUCAGUGGAACGUCCACACUCGACGUCUACGAUGGCAAGUUUCUUGCAGCUAAGGAGGGCGUCAUUGUGGUAUCCAUGCAGUACCGUUUGGGACCGUUUGGUUUCCUGUACGUGGAUUCGGAGGUUGACGGAAACAUGGGUCUCUUGGAUCAACGCCUUGCUCUCAAGUGGGUUCAAAAGCACAUUGCGAAAUUCGGAGGUGAUCCGACGAAGGUGACGUUGUUUGGAGAGUCAGCUGGUGCGGCGAGUGUCACGUUGCAGUACCUCUCACCCGAGUCUCGUCCGCUCUUCCAGCGCAUGAUUCUUCAAAGUGCAAGCGCUCUCAACCGAUGGGCACUGUCGACGAAAUCGGUGGCUCACGAUGCCGGUCUUUCAGUAAGUGAAAUGCAGAUAUUGGAACAAUGUAACAGUGAAGCACCGACAGCAGGUUUCAACUGCUCCAUGAAUGGAAGAAACUUAAAGAAGGCAGUGAGAUGCCUCAGGGAGCUACCGGCUAAGACCCUGUUUGACAGACUGUAUGAGCUGUCAGUUGCAUCAACAGCUAGACGCCAAAAACGCCUCUCUUCGCUGCUUCCUGCACAGUGGCCUGACACAUUCCUCACCUCUGCUGCUCAGUACUUCGAGGUCAUCAUGCGUCCCGUUCUUGAUGGCAAAUUCUUACCGGAUUGCCCGACAACCCUGCUCAAGUCCAUUCAGGAGGGCCAGGCGCCAGAGGCUCUGGUCGGCAACGUGGACAAGGAGGGCAUGUACUGGCUAUUUUACGGUCUCGGCAUAAACGGCAUCGAUUUCCUCAGUGAUGAAGGCACCGUUACUCGCCCAACACUCGAUCAACUAAAAGCAGCCGAUAUCGACUACUUCCAGCUUGUCCAGACUAGGUUCAUGAGUGUGGGUCAUCUAGUCCCUCAAUUUUCUGCAAUCACCACAGCUCAAUAUGGACUAAACAGCCCUUUCGUUAAACAAAUCAUGGGCUAUGACACCGUUGUGCCACCCAAUGCAAUAAGCAGCGAGAUGGACUUCCUCAACCGACUCGACAAUUUGAGUGGAGAAAUGGACUUUGUUUGUGGCACUCAACUGUUUGCCAAACUGCUUGCAGCCAUUGCGGGUGCGAAGGUGCAGUAUUACAACUUCAUGCACAAGACGGUGGGCAGUCAGUUUCCGGCGUGGGUGGGUGCGAUGCAUGGUUACGAAACCGAGUACGUAUUUGGCAUGCCAUAUUCGAGUGAAUUCCAGACGAGCUUCUACAGUUUUACAGCAGAAGAAAAGGAACUGAGCGCGAAAAUGAUGCGAUACUGGGCAAACUUUGCGCGAUCUGGGUAA